GUCGGUUAGAUCUGUACAACGAUAGCAACGGAUGUAAGGUACUAUAAAGCCAUCCCAGAAAACGAGCAUCUGAUCUUCCGGUAGCUAUCAAAUUUCGAACGGUAUUCCCGAAGUGGGCAUGUAUGGGCACGAUUGGCCCCCAAACCUGACAUUUUCAGGGCUUGGGCAGACGCUGACACCUAUCUGCAUGCAUGUUGGUACCAAUAAACGGCAUCUCUUCCAUGAAUUCCGUACGAUGCCAACAGGGCAUUUCUAAAGCCCCAACAUUAGCUACCAAAAAACUCGACUUGAUGCGCCUGUAUUACCAUCGACCCUCCUUAAUCUUCAUGGCCAUAUACCUGAGAGUGUCAAUUUUCUAAAAGGCUUUAAUAGCUCCCCUUUUGACCAGCAAGAUGUUCGUCUGCCCCAGAGAAGAGGGUGGCGGAGCUCCUCUGCCUGAUGAUCCUCACGCUCCCCACCUCAGCGUCUUCCCGAACCUGGUCGAGAUCCAGGAAGAGCUGGAGCAGGCGGACGAGGAGUGCUUCGGCUGGACCACGGCCAGACACGCGCUCGGAGACAUCACGCUCGAGGAGUAUUUCGACCGCCUGAUCGAUCACAUCCGGGAGGGCGGGGCCCGCCAUGCCUGGGACAAGUCCAACUCUAAUAUCGCCCAUGCCCUGCAGGCAGACCUGAUCGCCGGAGCGUUUAAAUCUAGAAUGCUAAAGCGCAAUCUGGGGAGAUUAUCGCAUGCAGACGGCGAGCAGCUCAAGGCCUUGUGUCUCCUUUUUUACCGCGAGGCCGAAGUUGCCAGGCUGCAACGUCGCGUCGAGCUCGACAUCGGAGUGAGAUUAGCCUCGCUCCCGCCAUGGAUCGUCGACAUCCUGGGCAUUAUUGCCUACGCACGCCGGCAUGUGGACGUCCUCGAGCACCUGGUCAAGCACCACAGGGCAUCUUCAACGAGAGCCAAGACCAGCUUCGACCUCAUCGGCGCGGCGAUCCUGUCCAGCCGGCAGGGCCCCAGCAUCAUAUUUCAGCACUCGCCCAACACCCCACACAACCGCGAGCUGGAGUGGCGGCUGUGGGCAGCCCUGCUGAACGCCGAACCCGGCGCCUGGCUUCACUACCCCCUGCCGGAGACCAAGGACGCCGCCGGUCUGCCGGCAGGCUUGUAUCACGGCCUGCACUGGCUGGCAGACUACUGGGCGAAGGAUCAUCAGCUCCGCGCCUCCCCGGCGUUUACCGAAUACCUGAACGCGCUGAGCGCACGGGGUGUGGUCCUCGGCGCGGUCACCAUUUCACGCUUCCUGUCCGUCACCGAGGGCACCAGCCUCAACUUUGCCAAGGGCGGGCCGUUCGUCCCCGUCGGCGCUGCGCCGGCCCGUACCAUGCUGGACUGCUUCCCGCUUGAGCAUUCGCUGUCGGACGACUACCCCGGCGGUGAUUCGGCCGAGCUGGCGCUGCCCAUCACGCAGUGGCCGACUGACAACCCGGACAGGCUGGUCGUCAUGGAGAUGCUCCUGGAGCAAGGACUGGUUGUCGACGGCAAGAUCGCCGACUACGGCUGGGGACCAAUGGUCGGCAGGACGGAGGAGCAGCUGCAGGACACGUGCCUGAUCAAGGCGGCCGGGCGCGGGGACGCCAAUAUGGUCGAUUUACUGCUCAGGCACGGAGCAGAGAGAGAUGUGCGAGGCGCGCAUGGGCAUACAGCCGCACAGCGUGCACGAGACAGGGGGCAUACGGAGAUGGCCGACUAUUUGGAGACUCUAUGAGACUAGGCAGAAUCGCAUAGAUCCUUAGCGGUUUAGAUCUGGGGAUCCGGGGCCAUUCUCUCUAUUCUCCA
Messenger RNA from Phialemonium atrogriseum, 1819 nucleotides. RefSeq lists its product as uncharacterized. The coding region runs from base 393 to 1748 and encodes 451 amino acids. The record is from RefSeq and is a predicted model, not a curated record. Gene Ontology annotation, molecular function: protein binding. The transcript has 2 exons. NCBI's taxonomy places the organism in Eukaryota, Fungi, Ascomycota, Sordariomycetes, Cephalothecales, Cephalothecaceae.